Molecule: messenger RNA, 597 nt
Organism: Adineta ricciae
Lineage: Eukaryota; Metazoa; Rotifera; Eurotatoria; Adinetida; Adinetidae
Source: the annotation of a GenBank genome assembly
AUGUAUACUGCAAAUGACCUUUCGCCUGAAAUGAUUCUCAAAAUUGCUCAGCAAUUAUCAUUAUCGGAAGAUAAUAUAAGUCAAAUGUGUUUACAGAUGACGACAAUGUAUCGUGACAAUAAAAUAGCCGACGUUGCUGAUAUUGAUGGUGAUGGUGAUACAAGUAAUGAAUCUCGGUGCAUUGCUUUAGAGUGGUAUCGAAAAUGUUUAAAUAUUUCAAAAAAUAUGUUAACAAAAGCAACUUGUUAUUAUAAUAUUUUAUGUCUUUAUAAGGAUUUUAUUCUUGACGGUGACAAAGGAGAAGCUGAUGUUGAAAGUAUGAUCAGUUUAUUACCUGAAUUGAGUGCAAUUGAUCAACAUUUAUUGCUUGAUUUGGCAUGUCGAUUUGUGAAAGAGUAUGAUAACAGUCAAGAUUUUUGUGAGACAAAGAUUUAUAGACAAUUAGAAAAACUUGUCAAAGAUUCUCUUAUUAAACUAUUGAAAACGAAUGAUAAACUCAAAAUUGGUUGCUAUCUAAUGGAAUGCGGUGAUCGAGGAAGUGCUGAAAAAUAUUGGAAAUCUAUCAUUGAACAAGUUGAAUUGGAUAAAUCCCAAUAA